AUGGGUUUCUUCGCCAAGAUCGCCGCCAUGGUCGCUGCUGCCAGUGCCGUUGCCAGUGCUACCAACACCGUCACCUUUGUGAGCCAGGACAGCACCACCCGCAAGGUCAUCUUCACCCCUAGCUCUGGCUACUCCGAAAUCGACUCGAUCGAAGUCGCCGGCCUCGCCACCGAGACUGUCUCUUUCCCUGAUGGCUGGGUUGGCAACUGGUACUCUGUUUCCGAGGGCGCUGACAACACCAGCGGUAUGCUGGGUGAGGUUACCUUCCAAGGCUGGGACGACAUUACCUACUUUGAUGUCUCGGCCAUUGUCAACGCUGAUGACCACGAUGGUGUCCACGAGAUGUGGCCUGCCAGCGAGAACACAAUCGCCAUCAAGACUCUGAUGUCUGGCUGCUCCAUCUUCCCUUGCAACACUGCCUACUACCUCGCCGACGAUGUCCAGACCGUUGCCACCACGGAGACCGAGCUGUACUGCUCCCUGGGCAGCCAGACCAACUCGACCUCCAAGCGUGAUGUUGCCAAGGUCGUCGGCCGCAACUUUGUGCUCGGCAAGUUCUAA
Molecule: messenger RNA, 561 nt
Organism: Pestalotiopsis fici W106-1
Lineage: Eukaryota; Fungi; Ascomycota; Sordariomycetes; Amphisphaeriales; Sporocadaceae
Exons: 1
Coding region: 1-561 (186 amino acids)
Source: RefSeq, a predicted model, not a curated record